This is a messenger RNA of Symbiodinium necroappetens, 741 nucleotides long. The record is from the annotation of a GenBank genome assembly. Lineage: Eukaryota; Dinophyceae; Suessiales; Symbiodiniaceae.
AUGCAUGCCUUUGGAUACAUGGGUCUCUGGAGGAGAACAGUGGCUGCUUGCAAAGACUUUGUCGUUCGACAGCCGCAUGCUGAUGGCAAAGCUAAUGUGAUUGGUCGGGUGUCUCGGAACCUAGAGGCGCAAGUGCCAACUGGUAUUGCUCCAGACGCGCUCAGCAGCGAAGUUCGGCGCACCAGCGCCAAGGCUGCACUUCGGCUCCGUACGCCCAGUCCCACACGAAGCUUUCGAACUUUCGAGCCAGUGCUGCAGACGAGGCCUCCCCGCUACAAUGUGCCAGUGCACACAAGGUUACAACAGGCAAGCUUCCCGCAUGGAUCCACAGAGGCAUCGGUGCAGCAUGCACUACUGAGCUUUGGUACUCGGGCCGAGCCCUUGCUUUCAAAGCUGGCGGCCCUGUCGCAAUCUCUCAGGGCAGCCAAGCAGAAGGCCGUGGAGCAAAGCCACGAGAACAUCCGCUUGAAACACCAGGUGGAAAAGCAUGCCGGUAUGUGCCUGAAGUUGGCUGACCUCAAAAAGCAGAAUCUCUUCUUUGAAGAGAGGAGGCGGCAGCUCCAACAGCAGGACGAGGUGUUGAUGAGCACAAACCGCUCCCAGCUGGAAAGGUUCCGCAUGGCCUCAGAAGAUCUGGCAGCUGCCAGGCAGCGCCUUCACGACGGAACCCCCGCGACGCCUAGAACUAGGCUUGAAAUGCAAGCAUGGACCUCUUCUGAUGCGGAGGAAAAAGUCGCUUGA